Molecule: messenger RNA, 1434 nt
Organism: Gregarina niphandrodes
Lineage: Eukaryota; Apicomplexa; Conoidasida; Eugregarinorida; Gregarinidae
Product: putative retrotransposon protein
Exons: 1
Biological process (GO): proteolysis
Molecular function (GO): aspartic-type endopeptidase activity
Source: RefSeq, a predicted model, not a curated record
AUGGUGUGGCGCACCAGAGCCACCGGGACGACCGAGACGACGAAGCCAUGUUCAGCGACGAACCGCUACGUGUUCAGCGACGAACCGCUCGGUGCCGGACGGGUAGAAACCGCAGAGAGUCUACUCGUGGGGGCUCAAGAGGUGAACCGCCGCAACUGUCGACAUGUGCAACUUCCGGUGGCAGGACGUCUACUGCCGUUCAUGGUAGACACCGGAGCAGAAAUCAAUAUCCUCCCGGAACCACUGCUCAAAAACCUGGACGUUCAAACGCAGUCCUCCGUAACCGGCCUCGAGAAUCCACUUCAAGUCAAAGGCGUCGGCGGAUACAGCAAGUGCGAUUCGCAAGUCCGCAUCACCACGUCGGUGAAUGGUCAGGUCGUUGAACUGGACUUCUACGCCCUACCGACACCCAUGAUGAAGGAGCCGAUGUUGGGGCUGCCCGCACUCCAACAGUUAGGCGCCGCAGUCGACCUAGCCAGCGAAAGGCUGGCCACCCAUCACGGAGACCUACCACUGGUCCAAGAUCCCGACCUAGUGGAAUGCGGUUCCAGGGUGAGUGCCCUUCAGGAAGCUGAAGAAUCCUUCACACUCAGCCAGAUCGAAGAGCGCAUUAACCCAUCACUGUCCGUCAGUCAGAGGCAGGACAUACUCAAGCUGCUCACAGCCUACGACUCGACAUGGACAGCUACGAGGGUCGGACGUUGUAAGGUACUAGAACACCGGCUCGACACGGGGGACAGUAAGCCCAUCAAGCAGGGCACCCGGCGAUACUCACCGGAACAGAAGCAGGAAAUCCAGCGACAGGUCCAAGACCUGCUGGCCGCGGGGGCCAUCGAAGAGUCAGACAGCCCAUGGGGGUCACAAAUAGUCAUGGUUCCAAAACAAACCGGGGAGUGGCGGAUGUGCGUCGACUAUCGCGCCCUCAACGACGUCACUGCGCCGGAUACCUUCCCGCUGUCCAUCAUCGAAGAUCUUCACGACCAGCUAGGGGGAGUGGAACACGUGAUCACCCUCGACCUCAAGGCCGGCUUCCACCAAAUCAAAAUCAAGGAGGAAGACAAACCGAAGACCGCCUUCGCCACCCCUACCGGACUAUACCAGUUUCGCGUCAUGCCCUUCGGACUUAUCAACGCUCCAGCCACGUUCCAACGGAUGACGACCAAACUCCUCGAAGAUCGUCUAGAGAGCCGGUGUCUCGUCUACAUUGACGAUAUCGUAAUCUACGGUAGCUCGUGGCCGUCACUCAUGAGCAACUUCGAAUGGGUACUCCAGAGACUGCGCGAUCACGAAGUAUUUCUCAACAUCCGCAAAAGUCACUUCGGCCUGUCCGAGUUCGAAUACUUGGGCGUCGCCAUCCGCGACGGCAAGAUCUACCCCUCCAAAAAGUCCAUCGCCACUAUCCAAGGCCUCUCUCCCCCGGAAGACGUCAAUGGC